AUGGUGGCCAUGGGAAUUGCCUUUGUUGUAUCUCCUUCCAUGAAUCUCUCCCAUGGAUCUACAACUCAGUACUUGGGCGUCUUCAGCAACCCAGUAAAUGGUACUUCUUCUUCUUCUUCUCAUCUGCUAGCUGUUGAACUCGAUACAGUUAGGACAAUAGAGUUUAAUGAGUUGGAAAAGCCUCACGUUGGGAUUGAUGUGAACAGCCCCAUAUCUGUUGAGUCUGCCUUCCCGUCUUACUUUUCCAACGCCUUAGGGACGAAUAUAAGCAUAAAUCUCCUGAGUGGGGAGCCUAUCCAGGUUUGGGUGGAUUACGAUGGAUCAUUGCUAAAUGUCUCACUGGCCCCAAUAGAAAUCCAGAAACCAAAUGUGCCUCUUAUAUCAAGAGCCAUCAAUCUGUCUGAAGUUUUUCAAGAUAAGAUGUAUUUUGGGUUCUCUGCAGCAACAGGAAAAUUGACCAGUAACCAGUAUAUACUCGGGUGGAGCUUUAGUAGAAGCAAAGAACGUUUACAGAGCCUGGACCUCUCUAAACUUCCUCAGGCUCCUCUUCCUAGAGAUGAAACGGAGAAGGCUCCUCUUCCUAAAGAUGAACCGGAGAAACUAUCUCCACUGCUUAUUGGUUUGGUUGUCUUAUUGGUGUUCCUUGUGCUGAUGGUUCUUGGAGGAGUUUAUUGGUACAGGAGAAACAAGUACGCAGAAGUAAGAGACUCGUGGGAAAAGGAAUAUGGCCCACACCGAUUCUCCUACAAGUCUCUGUACAAAGCAACAAGCGGGUUUAGCAAAGACUUUCGUGUUGGGAAAGGUGGGUUUGGUGAAGUCUACAAGGGAACUCUACCUUUAAGCAGACACAUAGCUGUGAAGAGACUGUCUCACGAUGCAGAGCAAGGAAUGAAACAGUUUGUGGCAGAAGUUGUGACUAUGGGAAAUCUACAGCAUCGGAACUUGGUUCCUCUUCUUGGAUAUUGCAGAAGAAAAGGUGAGUUACUUCUGGUGUCUGAGUACAUGCCCAACGGUAGUCUUGACCAGUACUUGUUUCAUAACCAAAACCCAUCUCCUUCAUGGUUGCAAAGGAUUUCUAUUCUUAAGGACAUUGCCUCUGCUCUCAGUUACCUGCAUACAGGAUCUAAACCAGCUGUUCUGCACCGAGAUAUAAAAUCUGCCAACGUCAUGUUAGAUUCUGAGUUCAAUGGAAGGUUAGGAGAUUUUGGUAUGGCUAAGUUUCAUGACAAUGGAGCUAACUUAUCUGCAACAGCCGCUGUGGGAACCAUCGGUUACAUGGCACCUGAGCUAAUAUCAAUGGGAACUUCUACGAAGACCGAUGUGUAUGCCUUUGGUGCUUUCCUUCUUGAAGUAACUUGUGGAAGACGACCCGUGGAACCUGAGUUGCCUGUGGGAAAGCAAUAUCUGGUCAAGUGGGUUUGUGAAUGCUGGAAAAGAGCUUCUUUACUCGAGACCAGAGAUCCAAGAUUGGGAGGAGACUUCGUGUCGGAGGAAGUAGAGAUGGUUCUGAAACUUGGGUUGCUCUGCACAAAUGCUAUGCCAGAAUCAAGGCCUACAAUGGGACAAGUUGUGCAAUAUUUAAACCUGGACCUAACCUUGCCGGAUAUCUCGCCGUAUACUCCAGGUAUUGGAGCUUUUAUGCCAGUUUCAAUGGAAGCAUCAUCAUCUGCCUCUGGUGUCCCCAAUUCAAGGACUUCGUCAAUAACUAUGUUUGUUACUCACACGAUCUUGGACGGACAAGGAAGGUGA
Microthlaspi erraticum is the source of this 1749-nucleotide messenger RNA. NCBI's taxonomy places the organism in Eukaryota, Viridiplantae, Streptophyta, Magnoliopsida, Brassicales, Brassicaceae. The record is from the annotation of a GenBank genome assembly.